Molecule: messenger RNA, 2638 nt
Organism: Thunnus maccoyii (southern bluefin tuna)
Lineage: Eukaryota; Metazoa; Chordata; Actinopteri; Scombriformes; Scombridae
Gene: vamp3
Product: vesicle-associated membrane protein 3 (cellubrevin)
Exons: 5
Coding region: 105-413 (102 amino acids)
Biological process (GO): vesicle-mediated transport; vesicle fusion; SNARE complex assembly
Cellular component (GO): SNARE complex; plasma membrane
Molecular function (GO): SNAP receptor activity; syntaxin-1 binding
Source: RefSeq, a predicted model, not a curated record
GCAACAUAACAACCAACGGCAGUAACAGUUACGGCUUGACACUUUAGCUUUAGCUUACAGACAAGAAACAGCGGCGGUGUCGAUUAAGGAUCUUCCAUUUCACGAUGUCAGCCACCGGUCCAGAAGGUUCUGGCGCAGCGUCGAGCAACAGGCGCUUGCAGCAGACGCAGGCCCAGGUGGAUGAGGUGGUGGAUAUAAUGCGUGUCAAUGUGGACAAAGUGCUGGAACGUGACCAGAAGCUAUCUGAACUGGAUGACAGAGCAGACGCACUGCAGGCUGGUGCCUCCCAGUUCGAGACCAGUGCUGCUAAACUGAAAAGAAAGUACUGGUGGAAGAACUGCAAGAUGUGGGCCAUCCUGAUAGCUGUCAUAGUGAUCAUCGUGAUCAUCAUUAUUAUUUGGAGUUACUCGUAAAACGGCAACAUGAAGAGGAAGAGGAGUGGAGGAAACAAUGAAGAAGAAGAGAGUAGCAAUGUGCAUAAUUAAUGUCUCAGAGGAAGAGGUCACAUGAUUACUGGCUACUGAGCUCCACAACAUUUUUCCCCUCCUGUGGGGGGUUUCUUCAUUCCUUGUCCUGAAUUGCCCUCUGUGUGUGUGUGUGUGUGUGUGUGUGUGUGUGUGUGUGUGUGUGUGUGUGUGUGUGUGUGUGUGUGUGUGUGUACGCAUGUGCCUUUGCCUGUGCGUGGGUGUGUUUGCACGUGUGCCUGAGUAAAGGUUUGCCAUAGCACCACAGUUUUACCCAGCCUUACUACACCAUACCAGCCAUUCAGCUUGUAUUAGUACCAUUCCACAUACCAAAGAAAACAGACACAUACAUAGAGAAACAGGUUGAUAAUGAAACCCACACUCAACUAAAUCACUCUCUCAGGAUGGUGUCAUAUAGGGAAAUAAGCAGCCAAGGCCCCAGCCUAUUCAAAAUUAAAAAUAAUGAAUGAUAGACUGUAUGACAAAGAAUACACACAUUGUCCAACCUCAGGACUAGAAGUGAAGAAUAUCAUUGUAAACUCUCCUCAACUUAUACUUUCUUUUUUUUAUGUUUUAUUAAUAGCCAUUGAAUUUUGUGUGCCAAGCUAAGAGACGUGCCUUUGAAGAUAUUCUGUUCUUGGUUUGUUUUCAUUGUAACGGUAACCCUGCGUAUCAUUGAAGAGAUACUCCUUUCCAACAUGCAAACAUUUUGACUCUUUAGUGUGUAACACCAAUAUUUUGGAUUUUCUCCUCAUUUUUUAAAAAUUUGCUGGUCUGUUAUUUUUCAAAUGGUUACAGUUGACUUGGGAAUAGUGGGAUCCAAUGCCUUAUUUUAUUUAUGCACAUGGUUGAGCGCUGAUUGACGUCUCUGUUUAAGAUAUUAGAUUUUGGAUUUAAUAAAGAGGUAUUUCAUUGGUCACCUGACAACAAAGAAGCUUAUCAGGAACACACUGUUGAACCUUAUCAUACUUGUCCAUGUCCAUCCUCUCAGGUAGGAUUUGGUGUACAGUAUAAGCUAGUAUGAGCUUGUAUUUAAGUGCCUAUAGGCUAAGACCAACAGUCUCACAGCAUGACAAAACUGCCAUAAUGUUUUAAAAAAAACAGAGUGAUACACUGGGUCUAGAAUGUGGUGAAUUAUCAUCACUAUCUAAUCAGGUGCUCUCCAGGAUGUGCCAGAAAGCGUGCCUUUGUGACAUAUUCACACACAUUCACACGCACAAAAAAGUAAGGAAUUGUAGUUUUAGACAGAUGCCUUAAUAGGUUUCUCCAAUGGAGAACAACCAAAAAUACAGCCACACCUUAUUGAUCAAAUAUACCAGCCAGUUUAAGAGUUGUGCCUUCUGAAUGAUCUGACUUUCCAAACAAAGGCUGUGUUUGCUUUAUUCAGCUGAAUUUAUUAACCUUCAAUUAAGUCUUCUGUAUAGUCACACUGGCAUGUGUCCUAUUUGAUCAAUACAAAGGACUUAAGUGUGCUAUUUUAGUUGUAUUAUCCUUUAAUAAUAGCUUUUUUGCAAAUUAUUAUAUGUAAAAUUAAUCUUAGGGAGACUAUUAAGUAUUUUUUGUGUUUGUGCUCACUUGCUGCCGAGCAUCAUGGGUGUUGGAGUGUGGAGAAAAACUUUUGUCGGGCAAUGACAGUGUGAGAUGUAUUAUGCCAACACUGAAUGAUUACAUACCCUGCUGUUGCUUCCAUCUUAUUAGAAGAAAUGUAUUUUAAUCAAAACAGUUUGGGAUUACUUUGUCCUUGUACAUUAACAUCACACUUUCUGGAAUUUCUUAUUUUCUUUGAUUACUGCAAACUAACAGUUAUUUGUUAUUUGGCCUUCAAGUGCAUGCAUGAUACUAUCACAAGCUUUGGUAACAAAAUGAAACACUAACACAAAUACGGACUUUUGAUAAAUUUUUAUGUUUAUAUAGAUGUAGUCAAGCUGUAGCCAUUAAGGAGAUCGUUAAAUGUUUUCAAAGGCCACUGAAAAUGUUUUACAGGCCAGCCUUUUAUCACAGAUUAGUGGAAUUAUCAUCAUCCUCUCCUGUCUACACCAGAGAUGUGAGACUCUCUAACUUCCAAGCCUUGCUUAUGUCUACCUACUGGGGGUGCAUUUGGAAAUAAGUGCAAUUCUACUCUUUUGCCCAAAUGCCUAUUGCUUGAAUAAAACAGAUUGAAUUUAAAUCACAAA